Chilo suppressalis (striped riceborer) is the source of this 3668-nucleotide messenger RNA. Lineage: Eukaryota; Metazoa; Arthropoda; Insecta; Lepidoptera; Crambidae. The record is from the annotation of a GenBank genome assembly.
GGGCAGCCACAGUGUAUAAGUGUGUGCAACCGUGUGUUAGUGCGUUCUGUGCAAAAUGGCCAACAGAAUAAUUCUAUUGGGUCUGUUUAUUUUAACAAUUUCCUUGAGUUUUAUAGACUGUAGAGGUGGAAGGAGUAGAGGAGGCGGUAGCCAUAGCCAUAGUAGCCACAGUAGCCACAGUGGAUGGAGCUCACACAGCUCUAGUAGUUAUAGUAAGCCAUCCUCGUCAUCCGGAAGCUCAUGGAGUAGUGGCUCAAGUUAUAGCUAUCCGUCAUCGUCUUCAGGGCUUUCUGGUUCAGGAUCAUCAUGGAAACCUAGCUCUUCAUCGUCAUCCAGUUAUGGCUAUCCAUCUUCAUGGUCCGGCCUGUCAGGAUCUAGCAGUAGAAACCCCUCUUCAUCAUCAGGAUCAUCGUGGUUUGGAUCCGGGAGCAGCAGUUAUCCAUCGUCAUCCAGUGGAUUGUCUGGGUCUGGAUCAAAGAGCAACUAUCCGUCUUCAUCGUCGGGUUUAUCUUGGUUUUCAUCAGGUAGUUAUCCCAGUUAUCCUUCGUCGUCUUCGGGACUUUCGGGGUCAGGAAGUAGUAGUUACCCGUCGUCAUCCAGUGGAUUGUCUGGAUUUGGAUCAAAUAGCAAUUAUCCGUCUUCAUCAUCGGGGUCAUCUUGGUUUUCAUCAGGUAGUUAUCCAUCGUCAUCUACGGGACUAUCUGGAUCAGGAAAUAGUUAUCGUCCAUCUUCAUCAUCAGGAUCGUGGUUUGGAUCUGGAAGUAGUAGUUAUCCAUCGUCAUCCAGUGGAUUGUCUGGGUCUGGAUCUAAAAGCAAUUAUCCAUCUUCAUCAUCAGGAUUAUCAUGGUUUGGAUCCGGGAGUAGCAGUUAUCCAUCGUCAUCUAGUGGAUUGUCUGGAUCUGGAUCAAAGAGCAAUUACCCAUCGUCAUCUACGGGACUAUCUGGAUCAGGAAAUAGUUAUCGUCCAUCUUCAUCAAAAAAUAAUAAUCAACCCAGCUAUCCACCAUCAUCUACAGGACUAUCAGGAUCUGGAUCGAGUAGUUAUCCAUUUGGAAAAAUAAACCAUAACAAGCCAGCCACUGGUCAAACUCCUCAUCACGGCUUUUAUGCAACUCAAAGAGCACCAACAUAUUAUUCAGCACCUCAACAUGUUUAUAUCACACAGUACAGAAACUCAGAUAGCCGUUAUGGAGAUAUGUUAACUGGAUUAUCUUUAUACAACUUAGGGCGAUCUCACAGUCAUUACCAUGAUCAUUAUUAUUACGAUGACUUUUACCAUAAAAGAUACAAUCCUGCUAAUAAUAAUGAAAACUUCAAUACAUACAGUACGCCACAAGAAACGGCAACGUGUAGAUUGAAAAUAAAAGACCACAAUGGUAUCGAAACAUUAAAAAUUCCAUGCGAAAUCGUUUCUACUUUCACUGAAGAUAGCAAAAAGGUUUCUGUAUCAAACCUUGUUAAUACAACUGUGUGUGUGAAUAGCACAAUAUUACAAAAUAACACCAUACCAAAUGUUGUACUUAACCAGAAUACUACAGUAUCGAAUAAGGAACUUGAAAUUUCUACGAAACCUACUGAAACGAUUUUGUUAGUUAGGCCAUUAGUUAAUAAUACUGUGACGGUAGCAAACACCACAACCGUUCAAAAUAAUACGGAGUCCGUGAAUGGCACACAAAUAACAAAUUUAACAAUGACUACUGAAAAGAUAGAAACCAAAUCUUCCCUCAAUGUUACGUCGCUCUUGAAUUCAACUAUUGUCAAUAUGCCACUUGCUGGUAAUAAAGUUGUAGAGUUUAAUGUAACGACAGCGAACGUCACAGCAAAUUCUAAUGGGUCGGUUAUUUAUGUCACCAACUGCACAACAACAGUGAAGCAAAUUGAUCCGUUAUCUGUAAAAGGUUCCAAAAUUGAUCCUUCUGGAAAGGAAUGUACUAUUGAAAUACAAACGAAAAGCUCCUUAUUACAUAAUAUAAUUGAUUGCGGAACUUUGAUGAAAUACGCCAAAAUGCCAGAGCCCAAGAAGCAGGACAGUAGUCUAAUGCCCUCAAGAGAGAAACUUAAGUCAUGGGCUUCUAAUCCUCCAUGGUGGAUGUCCUUAUUUAUAGCAGUAUAAUAAUUUUAUUAAGCAAAUCGUGAAAGAAUUUACACCAUAUGUUUGUGUUAAAUCCUUGUUAAGGAAAGUGUCUAGAAUAAUUAUAUUGAUCAUUAUAAAUUAAGGAAAUAAGGAAUGAAGCAGGUUUAAAUUCUAUAAUUUAUACAAUGUUAUUAUUUCCUCUACAUUGAUAACGUUAUUUUAAAUAAGUGAUUUCCUAAUAUAAUAUAUUUUAUCUUAUUAUAGGAAGAUAGAUUUAGUUAAUGACUUGCUCAUCCGGUAGAAUAACAUCACAAUUGUAUUUUUUGUUAAUUAAGUUAUGAAUGUCAAAAUAUAUCUCAAGCGUAAGUGAACCUGGAGAAAUAAACUGACAAUUGUGUUGCCAAAUAUUGUUGUUCGUCCAAUACAAAAUUGACCCCUUCUUGGAGCUAUAUCAACAUAAAGGUAAUUUUUAUUUUAUAAUACAGAUUUUGGACAUAAAACUUGAGAACUGUUUUUGUACGUUUAAUACUCCGGAUUCAAAUUCUUUUUUCCAUUUUAGAGAAACGACUACAUCAUUAUAUCUUUGCGUCUAUCACAACUACAGAAAUUGAUAUUUUUUGUGGAAUAACAGCACAUUUGGAGGGUGUAUACUCAAAUUUAUUGGUAAAUACUAUAAAGUUUAUACAUUUUUAAGUCGCUUAUUUUUUCCUAGUGUUAUUUAUUAGCAUUGGAGUAGAACCAUACAAUGUUUUGUACAUCACCUGGAACAUCUGGAGCACGUAUUAUAUAAUUAUGACUAAUAAUCACAAUUAAAGUAAGCUAUUAGCUUGGGAGCUAAAGUUGUUUAAAAGUUUCCUUAGCCAGCCCUAGCAGUAAACGGUAACGACUCCAAAUGUAAAUUUGACUUUAGAGAUAAGUAAAGAUUCGUAUUAUUUCUUACUUUUUAGUUUUUUUGUUUUUAAGAAGACGGUGUUUAUUUUUAUUAGAGCGUUUUUAUUUUUGAAAAUAAAGUUUUUUAUUUUUCACUUUUUAUAAUCCAGAGUAACAUCAACUAACUAAGUAUAGGUUUUCUGGCUUGCAUUAACCAUUUCAUAUGUCGUAAAAUAACUAAUUACGAAUUGAGUGCUCUUUGAAAUUAAGGAGUUUCAUUGUUUUCUCCGAAAGUACUGAAUAGAACUUCACCAAAUAAUAUGGGACUAUUUAGCCAAAAAAAAAACAUAAACUUCUCUCGUGUAAAAUUAACAAAUAUGUAAAUAUGAUGAUAUUUUACGGGAUUAGCGAUUACUGUUGAUGUAAUAAAUUUAAAAUUGACAUUAAUUCAGAAAAUAAUGUAAUAAAAUGUACUUUUUGUAUGUUAUCGCGUAACGUAAAUUAACAAUAUUAUAAUCUACUUAUGAAUAACCUAUAUUGCUUUAUUUUAUUAUAUUGUUUGUGUUACAAUCGCGCUACCACAGCGUGUAAGUGUAGAUAAAUUGCACAUUCGUUGAUAAACUUUUAAUUGGAAAGGUCAAUAUUUUGUGCUUUUCUAAGUUUCUAUGUGCUUGCUCUAAAUCUAAGUUGUAUUCUUGUUUUGAUAAUAAAAUGUAUGUAAGAA